AUGUCGGCGUCGUCUCAAGUGGAUCCACACGACAAGAUGAGAGCGCGAGACGUGAACAAGGCAGCUAAAGGGGAACAAGCUCCACGGCCAGCACUUGAAUACGGCACCGUUUCUUCACCUCCAUCAAUAGGACCCACCUUCUCUGUCUGCCCUCUUCACAAGCUUUCUCAGAGGAUGAAUUACACUACCCAUUCUCAGACCGAGCCCGCUAGCCACUGCUACGCUCGUUACAUUGAGAACAUCAGGUGCCGCCACGAUAGGGGAAAAAAAUCAUGUGAAUGUGAAAUGUUUGCAAAGCAAUAUCUGGGUCCAUGCCCUAUUGAAUGGAUUGAGAGGUGGAAAGGAGAGGGCUAA
This is a messenger RNA of Tripterygium wilfordii, 354 nucleotides long. Its product is annotated as putative cytochrome c oxidase subunit 6b-like. Lineage: Eukaryota; Viridiplantae; Streptophyta; Magnoliopsida; Celastrales; Celastraceae. The transcript is spliced from 4 exons. Gene Ontology annotation, cellular component: mitochondrion; respiratory chain complex IV. Bases 1 to 354 code for a protein of 117 amino acids. The record is from RefSeq and is a predicted model, not a curated record.